GAUCAUGCCGAAUUACAAUUACCUGCGAACCAACAAGUUAUUGGAAUGUAGGGUUACCUAAUAUUUAUUAAAUUGUGAUGAAUGUGUGUGCAAAUUCCAGUAAAUUAUUGUAAAAUGUAGCAAAAGAUAAUUCUGCUUUGAACGCUUUUCCUUUUAAAAUUUUAUGCAUGACUUUGUUGAAAAGGAACAGUGUUUUAGAAAAUGAAUUUAGAUGUAAAGUUAUCGGUAUGUAUCAUCACAGCUGUCUUGAUUUGUUACGGAUUCAUUAUUCAAGAAGUUGAUUCCAAAAAAGUCAAAAAAACCACCAAAAGUAAAAAACCUACUACUAAGCCAACGACCACGACUGAAACGACAAUAUCAUACGAUGAAGAUGGCAAUCCAAUCACUCCAACUACACCUGAUUGGAAUCUUUUGAAAAGAUCGAAAUUGGCCAUGACUAGGAAAGCCAAGCAACUUAUAAUUUGGCCCAAGUGGAUGGUUCCGAGAAAUCACACGCCUAGAUUACAUCCUAAAAAAAUCAAACGACUGAGAACAGCUUAUCUUAUACCCGAAGAAGGCGAAACAACAACUGAACGAGAAUCAAAAAGAGCCAAAAAAAGGAAAAGAACCACUAACUAUUCGUACAUCAACGAUCUGCUGAAAGAAUUCUACUCAGGUCCGACCAAAGAUCCCUGGCCAUACACUCAUAGCAACGUUAUAGUAAAUCAGAGAAACGUUGUUACACCCGAUUUCAACGACAGUAUAACAGGAUCUAUAAUCUUUCUUCAUUCUGAAGGAGUAAAAGCUGGCACAAUGAAAACUUGGGUCAGUGCUGUGAUGCCUUUCAAGUUCAAUUUCAAACACAUUCGUCUUGUAUUUCCAACAUCUCCAUAUCAACCGUAUGGCCCUGCCUUCAACGACUUAAUGUAUGUAUGGUUUGACAGAGAAAAUCUUCUGAUCAAUAGCUCUGAAAUAACUGCUUCUGUCGAUAGAGCAGCUGAAAAAUUAAUGAAGAUUAUUCAAUAUGAGCGAGAUUUAGGCAUUCCACUCGAAAGAAUAGUUAUUGGUGGAUAUGGAAUGGGUGGUUCAAUGGCAUUGCACAUGGCAUACCGUUAUUUGAACAACAUCGCCGGCGUUUUCGCUCUAAAUUCGUUUUUAAAUUUCGAUUCUGCUGUUUUCGACCAUUUGGCACAAAAUCGUUCGGAAAAACUCCCACCAAUGUUUUUCUGUCACGGAUAUCGCGAUACCUUCGUACCUAUCAGAUGGGGAUACAAGACGUUCAAAAGGUUGAAAGAAUUAGGCGCUGAUGGUAAAUUUCUCAAAGUACCCCAUGCAGAUCACCUGCUCGAAACUGUACAAGUACAACUGACGUAUCGAUGGUUGGCUCAAAUACUACCCGAUAAACCGAAUAAAGAAGAAUCAAUUUCUCAAUCGGAGCAAGAUCUAGAAUACCUAACACAAUAAUUCUCAAAAUUCAAGAAGUACAACCACAAAAUGUUACAAAAUAAUAGCUCAUUGUAUAUGGAAAACAAAAUCUUAAAAUUAACUCGAUACAAAACAAUAAUAUUUACAAAACAUUGAUAAAAUAAUUCGUGUAAAAAAAAAUGAAAGAAAACAACGAACAAAGUAUCUACCUAUUAAUAUAGACUUAACAUUUCGAAUUAA
Molecule: messenger RNA, 1644 nt
Organism: Planococcus citri (citrus mealybug)
Lineage: Eukaryota; Metazoa; Arthropoda; Insecta; Hemiptera; Pseudococcidae
Product: lysophospholipase-like protein 1
Exons: 11
Coding region: 202-1443 (413 amino acids)
Biological process (GO): protein depalmitoylation
Cellular component (GO): cytoplasm
Molecular function (GO): palmitoyl-(protein) hydrolase activity; carboxylic ester hydrolase activity
Source: RefSeq, a predicted model, not a curated record